Molecule: messenger RNA, 1278 nt
Organism: Bombyx mandarina (wild silkworm)
Lineage: Eukaryota; Metazoa; Arthropoda; Insecta; Lepidoptera; Bombycidae
Product: tektin-B1
Biological process (GO): cilium assembly; cilium movement involved in cell motility
Cellular component (GO): microtubule cytoskeleton; nucleus
Source: RefSeq, a predicted model, not a curated record
AUGCAAUCCGUUGUGACGUUUGAGAAACCGCUUCCACAUCUGAGCCUGCCUGAUUGGGAUGCACGACUGUACGGUUUGCAGGUGACUGCCGAUACAAGACGAGCAGACGCUUUUGACUUGAGGCACAGCGCCCAUCAGCUCCGAAAUGAGACGAGGAUCAAGACCGAAUGGGACAGCUACCACAACAAUAACCGACUAAGUGCAAGGGUUUACGAAAUCGAACAAUGGAAGUCCACGCUCCAAGAAUUACUUGACCGCAUUGACCGCGAAAUGGGAAGUUUGAAAGAAGAGAAGGCUUCCACCGAAAGGGAGCUUGAACAACUCAAUCUUCCUCUACUAGUCUGCUCAGAAUGUCUAUCCAACCGGGACGGUAGGAGAAGUUCCGAGUUGACCUACGAUCUUGCCGAUACUGAAUUGAAAAAGGAGCUUUGCGUAACAGAAAGCAACAAGAAGAUGUUGAUAGAUCGUUGUCAAUCCGCUUGGGAGAAAAUUAAUAAAUUAGAAGUUGUGAAAUUCAAACUUCAGUUAGACCUGAAUGAUAAAACCGAAGCUUUACAAAUCGACAAGGACAUGCUUAGUCUGGAUAAAGACUGUGCUAAUAUAACAUACAAGACCGAUUCGUUGAAGACCCCCAAAAGGAUGAUAACAUAUGAGCAAUGGUUACAAAAAUGCGAAUCGACGAAACAAAUGGCCUUAGAUGAACUACAGGACACGUUGCGUUUGAGGGAGUCUCUCUUCGUAGCCAGGGGUCGCGCGAGGAACGCACUUCAGGCUCAAACUGAUGUGACAAACUACAUGCUCCGUAGACGCAUCUAUGACACUCAGCGUGCCAGGAACGAGCUUGAUUGGCAAAAAAUGAAAAUGGAAGAAAAUAUGGAAAAAUUGGGUACCGAAUUGAAAACUAUGGGCGAACAGUUUGCUGAUAAAGUAAAUGCUUUGAAAGUAGCUGAGACUCGUUUGGAAACUAGAGGCUAUAGACCAGGAAUAGAACUUGCGGCUGAUGAAGCGGACGUUGGCUUGAAGCAAGAGGUUCACAGUUUAAGGGAAACCAUCAGGCAACUUCAAGAGAAAUUAGAUUGUGCAAAAGCAACCUACAAUGCCUUGGAGGCUGCAUCUAUUAAAAUCACAAUGGACCUCAACGACAAAAACCAAUCGUUGGAAACUGAUACUCGAGCGCUGGAAAUGAGGGCUGCUUUAGUACCCAAGAGACCACAGGGCACGGAUAAAAAUCUCAUCUUAGCCAGUAUGGCUGAUGAAGUACCUAAAGUGGAAAAUUAA